Messenger RNA from Neoarius graeffei (lesser salmon catfish), 1392 nucleotides. RefSeq names its product porcupine O-acyltransferase (gene porcn). The record is from RefSeq and is a predicted model, not a curated record. The transcript is spliced from 14 exons. NCBI's taxonomy places the organism in Eukaryota, Metazoa, Chordata, Actinopteri, Siluriformes, Ariidae. Gene Ontology annotation, molecular function: Wnt-protein binding; palmitoleoyltransferase activity. Gene Ontology annotation, biological process: protein palmitoylation; lipid modification; canonical Wnt signaling pathway. Gene Ontology annotation, cellular component: endoplasmic reticulum; membrane. The coding region runs from base 1 to 1392 and encodes 463 amino acids.
AUGGGGGCUCUCAGUCGGCAGCAAUUUUUUCAGGAGCUGCCUUUGGGGUGCUUGCUUCCGACUGCCCAACAGGGUCUGCUGCAAGUGUGGCAGCUGCUGAUCAUGUGUUUAGCCUGCAGACUGCUGUGGAGAAUUGGUCGUCUGCCUGCAUACAUAAAGCACCUCAGCACAAUUGCAUGUGGCUUUUACACCCUCUACUUGUUCUUUGGGUUGCACAUGGUGUGGGUCGUUCUGCUCAGUCUUCUCUGCUACCUCAUCCUUUUCCUGUGCCGCCACUCCAGCACUCGUGGACCCUUCCUUUCUAUCACAGUCCUCAUCUACCUCCUGCUGGGGGAGCUGCAUAUGAUGGACACAAACAGCUGGCACAAAAUUAGAGGUUCCCAGAUGGUAGUUGCCAUGAAGGCGAUCUCUCUUGCCUUUGACUUGGACAAAGGCACAGUGGAAAAUGUCCCUUCUCCUGUGGAGUUUAUGGGCUAUAUUUACUUUGUGGGCACUGUCAUAUUUGGGCCUUGGAUCAGCUUCAGCAGCUACAGGGAGGCAGUAGAAGGCAAAGAGUUUAGUGUCUCCUGGUUGGUGAAGGUAACCAGCAGCUGGAUAAAGAGCCAGUUAUGCCUGGUGAUCUCCAACUGUGUCACUCCUUACCUCUUUCCCUACUUCAUCCCAGUCUUUGGAGACAAACUACUAAAAAAUAAGAAGACGCGAAAGAACAGAGCUUUUAUUGCAAGGUGGUUGAUGGGCUAUGAACACAGCAUGGGCUUCCAUUUUAGUAAUUAUUUUGUAAGCUAUCUCAGCGAAACCACAACUAUACUGUCAGGUGCAGGCUUCACAGAAGAGAAGGACCAUCUCAAGUGGGAUCUUACCAUGGCUAACCCACUAAAUGUUGAGUUUCCCAGGUCGAUGUCAGAGGCUGUUAUUUCCUGGAACCUGCCGAUGUCUCAGUGGCUCAAUAUUUAUGUGUUCAAGAAGGCUCUCAAAUUUGGGACAUUUCAGGCCAUCAUCAUCACUUACACAACCAGCACUUUGCUGCAUGGAUUAAGUUUUCACAUCGCAGCCGUGUUAUUUAGCCUCGCCUUCAUGACAUAUAUUGAGUAUGAGUUGAGGAAAAGACUGUCCAUCAUCUUUAAUGCAUGUGUCCUUUCCAAGAGAUGUCCAUCAGACUGUAAACACCAAAACAAGAAGGCAUUUUGGGUUUAUUUUAUUAAUGGCACAUUUAGUGUGCUAACUGUGCUGCACCUCACCUACCUGGCUUCAGUCUUUGGCUCCAGUGCUGAUGAUAUAUACUCAGAUGAGGAUGGCAUGGCCAGUCAUACCAUUCAUAAAUGGAGUGAAUUGAGCUGGAUGAGUCACUGGCUAACCUUUAGCCUCUGGGUUGUAUAUCGCAUUAUUAUGUAA